Nylanderia fulva is the source of this 5504-nucleotide messenger RNA. The record is from RefSeq and is a predicted model, not a curated record. NCBI's taxonomy places the organism in Eukaryota, Metazoa, Arthropoda, Insecta, Hymenoptera, Formicidae.
UCUUCAGUAACAGUCUUCGCGCCGAAACCUCACAGUCGUGGUCCAGACACUCCGUGUUUCUCGCCGUAUUACUGUUAAAAGUGAGUCUCUCGGUGCCGAAUUAUCGCGAAUGUGACGUAAAGCAAAGUGCCAAACGUUCGUGACGACGUCGGAGCUCAUAAACAGACUAUAUUAUGGUCGCGAAUAUCCGAACCGGCGAUUCGUAUCGGGAAGCCGGUCGACAUCUUCGACGUCGUCUUCGUGUCUUUUCGUGUGAUUUUUUCGUUGAGUGUGCAGUAAAAGUACGCCAUUAUUGUGAAUUUAAAUUAUCAUUUUUCAAUUAAUCGGCUCUUAAUUGUAUUUUUUCCUAAUAUUUGAUCUAAUCUAGUGCCAUUGCGGUUAUGAUUAUUUUGACUGACCGAUCAGCUAAUCAGGUAAUCAGCAUAAAACGAUGAACAUAGAUUUCUUAAUUGUUCAAUCAAACGAAGCAUCUGUAAUUGCAAAUGGCAUCCUUUGUUAGCAAAAAAAUGUUUGAAAAAGUUUAUCGUACUGCUAUCGUCAUCUUAUCGGACGAAAUGAGAAGUACUGAAUUUAUACAAACAAGAUGGAAGGUAACAUUGGAGUUACUUAACGAGUAUCGGUAUUACAGUAACCUGUCAAAACUAGUGAUCGGGAAGUGAAACAAGUACAGUGUUGGAAAGUCCGUUCGCGAUCGCGAGGUGGCAGCUCGAUGCCCGAUUACGUCGCGACACUCGGUUAUUGCAUAUAGCAUUGCCAUAGUGUUAAAAUGGCCGCGACGGUUUCCAAGAAUUCGAGUGCAGUGUUGUGAGUGCGCGUGCAUUUCGACAAGAGGACCAUCGCUUGAGAAGGACGCCGCCGCCGCGGAAGGCUACCUCGAAGCAUGACCGACAAUCCUGCGCCACUAAUUGAACAAUGCAGUGCAGCGAGCAGUUCUCCAGUUAAACGUGUGGCGAACCAGGCGCUUACCGUUUCGCCACAGCCGGCAGUAACGGUGGAGGGGCCGGUGUCUAGAAUGUCUCCACCGACGAACGACGUGACCAACGGUGUGGUGGCGCCGCCCAGCACCCUGGCGCCCCGGGUUCCACCGACGACGAACCCGAGCCUCACCACCAUUAACCCACCAACGCACAAGCGUACCCCAAAGGACUUCAUCUUUGGCAAGGUGAUCGGCGAAGGCAGCUUCUCCACCGUUUACAUUGCCAAAGAUAUCCAUACCAGCAAAGAGUACGCGAUCAAGGUGUGCGAGAAGCGUCACAUACUCAAAGAGAAGAAGUCCGAGUAUGUGAAGCUCGAGAAGGACGUGCUGAACAUGCUCGCGGGCGCCAAGCACUCGUUCGUGCGUUUGUUCUGCACCUUCCAGGACAGUGAGAGACUCUACUUCGUCCUAUCGUACGCUAAAAACGGCGAGCUCCUGCCAUACAUCAACAAGGUGGGCUCCUUCGACAUCGAGUGCACCAAGUUUUAUUCGGCCGAGAUUCUGCGCGGUCUCGAGUACCUGCACGGACUCGGUAUCAUUCACCGGGAUCUCAAGCCGGAGAACAUCCUGCUGGACGAAAAGAUGCAUGUGCUAAUCACCGACUUUGGCAGCGCCAAGAUUCUCGACGAUCCAGAAACGGUGACGAACAACGACGACAACUACGACGACGACGACGACGACGACGACGACGACAGCUCGGACGGAGACCCAGACGCCCAGCAGCAGCACUACCGCAGGGAACGCAGGGGCUCCUUCGUCGGUACUGCUCAAUACGUGUCACCGGAGUUACUGACCGACAAAACGGCGAGCAGGGCGUCCGAUCUCUGGGCCCUGGGUUGCAUCAUUUACCAGAUGGUCGCCGGCCUGCCGCCCUUCCGCUCUAGAAGCGAGUACUUGAUAUUCCAAAAGAUCCUGAAACUCGAGUACGAGAUACCGGACGGUUUCGACGAGCUGGCAAAGUCGCUCGUCAGUCAACUCCUGGUUUUGGAACCGGCACAGCGACUGGGCGCUCUGGACGAGCACGGCUCUGGUUAUCCUAGCAUCCGGGCGCAUCCCUUUUUCGAGGGCGUCGACUUCGAGACCCUCCACGAGCAGACACCACCACCGAUCUAUCCAUAUCUUCCUGGAACAUCGGAACACGAGGAGCUGAGGUCGCAGUACAGGGUGCCCGACAAUCUCGAACCUGGUUUGGACGACAAACAGCUCACCAGGCUUCUCGGACUGGGUAUCGGCGAGGAUACCGAUGACGAUGAUGAUGUCACCACCAAUACUACCGGUGGGGAACAAAGCGCUAUCAGCAAACCCGUGAGCAAGACGACCGCGAACGUAGUAAAGUCAAUAAGAAGGCGGAUCAACAACAACAUCGAGGGCGGCGCCAAAAUCGCCGACUUGACGCCAGAGCAGAUCAGGAUGCGGCUGGAGAAACAGCGCACGAGUUCGUGGAACGUCUUCGUCGAGGGUAAUCUGAUUAUAAAGGAGGGCUUCGUCAAUAAGAGGAAGGGCCUGUUCGCCAGGCGAAGAAUGCUCCUGCUCACUACCGGACCGCACCUAUACUAUGUCGAUGCCAUCACUAAAACGCUCAAGGGUGAGAUACCCUGGAGCCCCGAACUGAGGGUCGAACCGAAAAAUUUCAAGAUCUUCUUCGUUCAUACGCCAAACAGGACGUACUAUCUCGAAGAUCCCGAGGGAUUCGCAUUGGAAUGGUGCAGAGCUAUCGAAGAGAUGCGGGUCCAUUGUUACGGCCUGCAGGAGACGACCGCCGCUUAGAAAGGGACGCUCGGGAGAGAUUCGAAAUAUAGGACAUAUAGCGAGCAACGGUAAAGUGUCAGUGAACGACGAGAUCAUCCCAAGAUCAUCUCGUUCCCGACGAAAAAGGACGGCGAAUCAAUUGUUCGCGUAUAGCCCGUUGUAAAAAAAUAGACUAAGUAGACUCGUCGCGCGCCGAACCGCGCUCUGUACAGUUCUAGGCAAAAAUUCAUUAGGUAAAAAAUUCCGAAACGCGAUUACUCCGUCGUAGAGAAUCAUCCGUCGUGCGGUGUUCAUUAUCUUUACUUACGUUCGCUAUUUAUUGUCAGACCCUUUAGAAGAGAAUCGCACGACGCGCGCGCGGCCAUUCGAAGCUGUGCGUGUGUAGUUAAAACAAAGAAGGAAAGACGGAGGAUUAGAGAAAUUUUUAGCCAAGGCUUCGGCUGCGUGAAUUCGCAGCGUGUGCGACGCAAUUCAGGCGUGAGAUCGAGGUCGCCUGGGGCAAAAGAAAAUAAAGUCCACGCGUCCAUAAAUUUCGAUGUUUUAGUAUUCUCGAGAUAUCACACGAUAAUCCAAUGUACGAGCAAAUUUUCAUGCGAAUCGGCGCUUUCGAGGGAGAAAAAAAAUGGAAAAAAAAUCAUUCCGGAAAAAAGUAUUUCUCUUGUCCCAUAGGCGUCUCGCAACAGCGUCGCACAGCCGCUAUUAUAGUACUUUAUUCCUAAGUGUAGUCAAAUUUAUACGCGUCGGGUGCGAUAUUUAGAUGAAAUAAAAAACGCGUCCUCAUCCGUUACCCCGCGAAUUAGAAGUCAAUUUAGUCGAGGUUUAGCCAAAAAGUAAACGAAAAAUGCAAUGGAGGAUAACGAGUCAUGCAGCUUUAAUGAAACGUUUACGUUGCCUGUAAAGGAUCCUCGGAAUUUCGCGACGUUCCGAGCGAUCUUUGCUCUCUUCGCGAUGUACACACACAGCACACAUACACACACACACACACACACACACACACGACAGUAUUCUUCACAUUGUCCAUCAUCGUUUCCCCUUAAACUCUCGUUCGUACUCUUGUUCCCCUUCGUGAAUAUUCUCUGUAAAUAUUAUAACGCGUUUCUACGAAGAGCAGGCCGCGUAAAAGCACUUACUCUGUAACAUAGUAGAUACGUAAGUAGGAAAAGAACAAGUAUCGUUGUCUUACCAUACGACGCGUUUUUGUCCCCGCUUAGUUCCAUUUCUUCGUGGCUUCUCUCGCGGACUCGAGCGUGCGCGAUUGGUAAUUAGGUGAAAAUUAUUGAGAAAAAGGGAAAAAUCGGUUCUUUGUACUCUUCCGCACGUUCAUUCGUACAAAGAGGAAGCGAUGGAGAACACGGGUUAUAGGGAACGAGACAAAACACGACUUCGUUUUCCCUCCUUCGCAAAAGACUUUACACGCCUGAGAAAGGACCCUUAGAUAGAUAGCAAUAUAGACUCGUUUGAGAGUUUGCUAGCUCUUUAAGCGACGCUAGGAAAAUUUGUUUAGAACGUAUUCGUCGUUUCAUUAUGUCGUUGUCAUUAGUUUGAUUAUUAUGAUAUAAUUUUUAGUGAAAUUUUUGCGAUUAUUGUCGCGUUCGCGUAAUUAUUGCGACAGUCGAGUAUUACGAGUUAUUUCAUUUUCCUCGCUUAUAAAAUAUUAAUUAGAUAUUUAAUUAUUAUUACUUUAUUACACGACCUCGCUUUUUUGUUAAUUUAUUCCUAUCGUUACUUGCCUCGAAUAAUUUAUUCUUCGAUUAAUAUGAUUAUUUUUCUUCUUUUUAAAUAUCGCGCGAAAAAAGAUCGCAACGCUCGUCGUAUAUAAAUAUUACAGAGACUAGUGUUACUAUCGCUACCAUCACACUCUGCGACUCUAUAACUAUUUAUAUUAUUAUUAUAUAUAUCUCGCUCUUACUACUAUUAUCUAUUACUAUCGUCACCACUGCGUUGUUGCUACGUUACUGCGUACAUAUAUAUAUUAUAUAUAUUCUAUAUUAUACGUCAACUAUUGUCGUUAGACUUAGCUGUUUUUAAGUAUACACGUUUAUUGUAAAUACGUACUGCCGCGUUGAUAAGAGAGAAAAUCGAGACGCGAUUCGGCGAGGGAUAUCGCAAUCGAGCCAUAAACCGAACUUGUACAUAAACUUGUAUAUUACUAAAUCCAUAUGCGAAAGAAAAUAUAUGUAUAUAUUUUAUAUAUUUAUAAUAUAUAUAAAAUAUAUAUAAAAUAUUUAUAAAAAAUGUGAAUAGUAGAUAGGGAAACUGUGUAUAAACGUUUCGUAGAUUAAAAUUGCGCUUAGAUUUAAUUGUCGUUGAUUCUCGGGUACGGCUCGUUCGCGAUUCCGCUCGAAUAUUUAUCUCUCGUUUUUUCCUCCUUUCUCUCUCGCACGAUGCAGACAUAAACAGGGUAUUGGGAGGACGAUUGGAACGGUUGAUCGAUGGUUGCGCGCGUUGCGCCGUGAAAUGUUCGAAAAAAUGGUGAUUCGUUGUUCUUUUUACGGAUCGGCAUUGUCCUCGCUUGCCCAGUGGCUUUGUCAAAAUGACCGCUUUUGACGGGCUGCGUACGGUGCGGGCGGACGAAAACGGAGAACGGGCGAACAACCAUCGUCUUGUCCCGAUCAGAUUCCCCUUUCUUUUUUCUAGUGAGAAUCGAUCGCGCGAGAGAAUCGCCUUAGUUAAAAAUUUUCGCUUCUAAGCGAAUCGCGUCUCGAUUUCAGCAGCGUAAUCUCUCCAUCGCAAAUGAAGCACGUAUGUCACAACGGAACUUCUUUGGUUCAUAUAUAUA